GGCUCCGGCGCGUGUCGAAGCGUCAGUAAGCUAGUAACAUGUUUGCUAAGCGAGUAAGCCAUGGUUAUCUCGGUUGGUGUUAAUUUCCUUAUUAAAAUGACGGCUCAGCGUGACAGCAACCCAACCUGAGCUUUUAAAGUAUAAUUUCAAUAUUUCUAUGAAUAUUUAUUAUUUUUUUUGCCGUGGACAUCACCUCUGCCAGUAGACACGUAAGCUCAUCUACUUGGAGUCCCUGUGAGAGCUCCUGGUGCCUGUCAGUGGGGGGUGGAAUGGAUCCUCUGGGUGCUCGCUCCCAGUUUGUGGAUAUCCAGACUCUCCCGGUGUGGCAACAGCAGCUAAGCGAGGACGCUAAGGAGACGCCGCAGGACCAGAGCGACGGCCUGCUCAGCCAGCAGGUUUUUCCCUCCCCCUUCCCCUUCAGACCGGACAUCAACCGCAAGAUCAUACUCUUCACCGGUGACGUUGCCCUGCUGAACUGCACCGCCAUUGUGAACACCAGCAACGAGUCGCUAACGGACAAAAACCCAGUGUCUGAUAGCAUCCACCUGCUGGCCGGGCCCGAGCUGCGGGAGGAGCUCGUGAAGCUUAAAGGAUGCCGGACCGGGGAGGCCAAACUGACCAAAGGCUUUAACCUGGCGGCGAGAUUCAUCGUCCACACUGUGGGGCCCAAGUACAAAGCCAAGUACAGGACGGCGGCGGAGAGCUCGCUGCACAGCUGCUACAGGAACGUCAUGCAGCUGGCAGCAGAACAGUCGAUGGCAUCUGUGGGCUUCUGUGUGGUGACCACCGCUAAAAGAGGGUAUCCACUGGAGGACGCUGCACACAUCGCUUUCAGAACGGUGCGCCGGUUCCUGGAGAAUCAUGGAAACAGCAUUGACACAGUGGUGUUCGCAGUGUCGGACACAGAGGAGCCUAUGUACAAGAAGCUGCUCCCGCUGUACUACCCUCGCUCCGAGGAAGAGGAGAAGGCCUCCCUGCCUCUCAUCCCGGCUGACAUUGGCAACUCUGAGGGAGAACCGGUGGUUCCAGAGAGACAGAUCCGCAUCGCGGAGAAACCGGGCAACCUGGAAGAUGAGUGUGCAGAGGAGAGCCUAGAACUGGAUCUGGGUCAGGUGGGGAAUCACGCCUUUGCUCGGAUGGAGGGCGACGUGGACAAGCAGAGGAAGCUGAUCUUGCAGGGCCAGUUGUCUGAGGCAGCCAUGCAGAAACAGCAUCAGAGAAACUACAGCCGCUGGCUGUGUCGAGCGAGAGCGGAGGAUCUGUCAGACAUCGCUGCACUGAAAGCCUUAUAUCAGACCGGGAUGGAUAUCUGCGGCAGGACGGUGAUGGUUGUGGUUGGACGAAACAUCCCAGUGACCCUCAUUGACCUGGAAAAGGCAUUGCUGUACUUCAUCCAUGUGAUGGAUCACAUCACAGUGAAGGAAUAUGUGAUUGUUUACUUCCACACACUGACCGGAGAGCACAACCAUCUGGACUCAGAGUUCCUCAAAAACCUCUACGACAUCGUCGACAACAAGUAUAAAAAGAAUCUGAAGGCCUUUUAUUUUGUACACCCAACGUUUCGAUCAAAGGUCUCCACUUGGUUCUUCACCACCUUUAGCGUGUCCGGCUUAAAGGAGAAGGUCCGUUACCUGGACAACCUGCAGCAGCUCUUUACCUGCAUCAAACCCGAGCAGAUCGACAUUCCUCCAUUCGUCCUGGAGUACGACGCACGGGUAAAUGGACCGAACCAUCCCAACGAGGCUUCUGGUCUGUGACAGGAGACCUUCUGGACCUGUUUGCUUGGCCUACGCAGUGAAUUCAGCCCGUUAAGUGGAAGUCAUUAAUGAACAUCAAGCUGCCUGAGUGGUCUGAACUCAUGAACUCCGUCAGGCUCUGAACAGCAGCGGGGAAAUCUCGCUGUUAAUGUGUUCCUGCCAAAAGUGUAUGAAAAGAGGAGUCUCAGGUCAGAAUUAUGACAAUGAUGUACUGACUGACCGUCUGAGUUUCUGGAUUAUUGCUCCCAGAAAGCCUUUUUUUCUUUUUCUUUUUUUCUUUUUAAAUGCAUUUUCUUCAAAGCGAAUAAAGAGUCAAGUUACAAAACCUCCGACUCGCCCUCAAAUCAAAUCACACCAUGCUGGAGAGACACUGGAAGAAAGGAGGAACCCACUGCUAAGUGGGCAGCAGACUGCCAGCUCUAGGUUUCACUCACACAGACGCUCCAAACUUCAGCCCAGUUCAUCACUAUAGCAGCCAGGGGAGCUUAUUCUGUGGGGCAGGCUGUAAUAGAACAAUAACAUGUCACAUCUUUAACACUCAUUUACGUGUCUGGGGUUAAAUACAGGUCCCAAUAUCUUUAAUGUAUUGUUGAACGCGCUGACAGUGUUUUGAAAGGGUAUCCGGUCUACAGCUGCUGAGGGUUAACCUAUGAGCUGCUCCGUUUCCGUCUUGGCCUCAUGCUGCAACUGAAAGGCAGCAGGCGACGCGUGUGCAUCUGUCAGCGUUUAGAAUGAAGCAAGUCAAUAAAUACAAGUUUACUCUGCAAGGUUUUCAUUUAUGCACUUUGCAAGAGGUUCAAUUUGUAGCAUUUCGUGAAUGAUAUGGAAAAAGGAGAAGUCUUGUCCCUUUCACAGAAAUUAGCGUGCGUAUUUUGACUAUCUCUUGAAAUCUUAAGCCCUAAAUCUUCCAAAUGUGGAAGAGCCAUAAAUCCUAAACGAGGUUUUUCCUGAUGGACACUGCUUUCCUAUUUUAGAUUCAGCCUCUCUGAUCACAUUGUUCACAUUUUCCUUUUUGGAUCUCUGCAUUGAGUUUGCAUGUUCUCUCUUUGCAUGCGUUGAUUCUCUUCAGGUACUCUUGGUUCCUCUCAGUUCAAAAACAUGAUUGUCUCUUAGCAGGUGUAGGAUGGAUUUGCUUGGAAGUAUAAAACAUGAGGCAGUAAAUAUGUACUACAGGUUGAUUGAUAGAGGUGGUAGGUUUGAAUCCAGCAGAAAAGAACUAAUGGUGGUCCAUAGAUCCCCAUUUAUGCAUGAAAGCAUUAGCCCCCUAGGCUAAUGCUUUCAUGAAAGUCUCUUGUGUUUAGCAGCUGCUAACGGGUGCAUUUAGCUCAAUAAGUGACCAGCUCCCCACCCUGGCUGAUGAAAAGAAUUCACACAGCAUAAUGCUGCCACCACCAUGUUUCAUAGGGGGAAUUGUGUGUUUCCAGCACACACAGCAUUUUGCAUAAAGGCCAAAAAGGUUGAUUUUGGUUCAGUUUGGCUAAGGGGGGAAAAAAAGGAUGCUCCUGUAUUUUGUUUUUAAAUACUGUCUAUAUCCUGUAAAAUGAAUCAGUUUUGUGAAAUAAACCCUCCUAAAUGUACUUAUUUAUUAAAAAAACAAGUUUUCAUCUAAACUUUCUUGAUUUGCCCACCAUCCACAGCCCUUGUUUUAAAAUGGAGAGUUGCUUUUCCAGUCAGAUUUAAUUGCUUCCCAAUUGUUUCAAAAAGUAAAAAAGUCAUUAAAUAUUGAUUUCUCUUGAUUUAAGGAUUAGUCAGUUCAAAUCCUCAUAUUACAAAUCCAUUUUAAUUUCUUUGGUGGACAAAGUUUAGAUUUUGUGAAGAGAGGUUUUGUAAAUGGAUCGACAGUCACACGGACGAUCUUCGGCUGUUAAAACGGUGACAGACUAGACCUGUAGAAACCUGCUCAUACAUCAUCUUGUGCCACCUAUACCAGCAUUUUCAGUUUGUUUUAAAUAAAUAAAAGGGGCUUAAACAGGUAAUCAGUUCUACUGGCUGCUACCUCUCUGUAGUAAAACUGUCUCAGUGAAUAAUGUCUGCUGGAGCAAAAGCUGCUCCUGUGGGCUGAUGCCACCUGCAUCAUGUCUUCACUCCACCAUCAGCCAUAUUCACCAGCUACAUCCUCUCUAGGACAGGCAUGAGCUCCGGGAACCUCUUGGGGUAAUUGUGCCGCUCUGUAGACAUCCUGAUUUUUAGCAUGAAAUGAAGCUCAGAAAUUCAGACAGAGAUUGUUCUUUUUUUCACUGCUGUAUUGAGUUAAGAGGCUUUAGUCGCAGUUCCCCCAUUUGAUUUUAGGCAUUCAUCAGAAGGAAAAGUGCCAACGUACUCGUUUAAGAACUUAGGUUUUAUUAAGACCAAAUCCUAUCAGGACAUAAAAUCAACUGUGUUAAGAGUACUGAGGAGAGCUGCAGGUGCUGGACAGAUUCAAGAGCAGGGUUCCCAAACUUUUCAUCCUGCUGUUAACCCCCAAAAUAUAGCAUUUUGAGUUUUCCUUUGUUUUUUUUUUCUUACAAAAAUGCAGCCUUCCCCCUGUGUUAAAAUGACACGUGUGGAGCAUGUUAUGUUAUACUUUGGUAUCGGUUUAAUAAAGAAGGAAAGCUCUUUUUAGCACAUCAGCAUCAAAUCAUCUCAUGACCCCCUGGGUGGGGGUCGCGACCCCAAUUCGGGAGCCCAUGUUUAGAGCACCAACUAAGGAAGGUCUGUUUUUACAAGCAUAGACCCCGAAAAACUUGUAAAAACUGAUUUAUUUAUUUUUAUUUUUUUCCAGAAUGUAUUUAACUGAGCCAAAUUUUGACUUGAUGGAAACGUGUCUUUGUUUUAUAAAUAUAUCUGUAAUUUCAAGAUUACAGAUUCUGGCUGUCCAAAGCUUUCAGGGUGUGAAAGGUAGUGUCUUUUUCUUCUGUUUGGGUCCUUUUUUUAUUUUCUGAUUAAAACGCCUGUCUUUCACCAAA
This is a messenger RNA of Fundulus heteroclitus (mummichog), 4702 nucleotides long. It is a transcript of the gene gdap2, whose product is annotated as ganglioside induced differentiation associated protein 2. The transcript has 14 exons. Lineage: Eukaryota; Metazoa; Chordata; Actinopteri; Cyprinodontiformes; Fundulidae. The record is from RefSeq and is a predicted model, not a curated record. Bases 270 to 1757 code for a protein of 495 amino acids.